CAUUUCGAAGAGCUUUUGGAAGUCACAUUUUUCUUGAAAGUUGGCUUCUCAUCAUCAAAGACAGUCUUUCAAAAUCACAACCUUCGACUUGAGAGUGAGUCUUCCAACCAUGGCAAUCACAAGCACCAAACGCUGCAGUGAAGAAGACGAUCUGGAGAAGGAGGAUGGACGAAAACGACUGAAAGCUGGUACCAAGAUUUGCAAUGAAUAUGAUGGAUAUUCCUUGCAAGGCCAAGCCUCGCCCAAAAUAGACACGGUCCAGAUGUCUUCCAUGUCGGCCACUACCUUUUUCGAUCAAUACAUUCGUCAGCGAAAACCCUGCAUCUUGGAUGGCUUGCCGCCAACUACUACUACUAGUAGUAGUAGUAGUAGCAAUGAUAAGGAGAUUGCCAUUACACGAGAGUUGUUGGAAUCCGUGGCAGGCUCGCGCCCAAUUCAAGUGGAGAAGCGUGUUGGCCCAAAUGACAACUUUGGCCAGAAUCGAACCGCCACACGACAAGUGGCGAUGCCGAUCCGUGACUUUUUAAAGGCACUCCUGGAUAGCGACAAUGAACUCUUGUAUUGGUCCACACAAGAAGACACGGAUGAUCCCUAUAAUGUCCCCUGCCGGCAAUUGUUGGAGCAACACAAAAUUCCACCCCAAAUCAAUUUGGCGGGAAAUCUUGUGUUGAGUUCGUGCAAUCUAUGGAUGGGACGAUCCGGGCAGGGUGCCUCGUCGGGAUUGCAUCAUGACUAUCACGACAAUUUCUAUUGUCUCUUGCACGGGCGCAAGCGAUUUCGACUCUUGUCGCCCGAUGGUGCCCCCCAUUUGCACGUCUACGGACAAAUUGAAUGCAUUCAUCCCAAUGGACGCAUCUCCUAUGCGGGAAACGAAACUCGAGCCGAUGGAGUUCCACUCAGUUCUUUGGAAGAAAAGGACGAUGAUGAUGACGACGACGAAGAGGAAGAAGUUGUCUUGGGACAGGGUUUUGACUACAUCUCGGACGAUGAGGAAGAUCAAGAAGCUUUUGAGAAAUCCAACCAAAAGGAUGAUUUUGAGGAAAUGUUUGCGCAAGAUGAUGAAAAGAACGUCGAUGACGACGACGACAACGACAAUGACACCAGUCUCAAGAAUUCUUCUUCCAAAAACGACAAUUCACAGCCAGAGGAUGACAGUCACCCGGAUAGUUUUUCCCGCAUCAAUCCAUGCCAGGCCGAUCAGGAUGCCUUGCACAAGGAGUUCCCAUCGUAUGGCUCUCGUCGACAAGUGCUGAUAGAGUUACAGGCGGGGCAAAUGCUCUACUUGCCCGCAGGAUGGUUUCACGAGGUCACUUCGUACAGUAGUAAUAAGAACAAUGCUGCAUUGGGAGAAUGCCACAUGGCAUUGAACUACUGGUAUCAUCCUCCGGAUGAUCUGGAGAACUUUGACAAUCCAUACAAGGACGACUUUUGGAAAAAGGAAGAGCAGCAUCGACUCAAACUGUCGGCAAAGAAGAUGUAGUAGAGUACUGUUAUGUUAUAGAAUAGAUUCAAUUCAAGUACCACUUUCUGCAACAUCUUUAGUUAGGUAGCUUUUCAUCCUCGUUCCCGUGCU
Messenger RNA from Seminavis robusta, 1573 nucleotides. Lineage: Eukaryota; Bacillariophyta; Bacillariophyceae; Naviculales; Naviculaceae. The record is from the annotation of a GenBank genome assembly.